Messenger RNA from Paramormyrops kingsleyae, 2598 nucleotides. RefSeq names its product TCF25 ribosome quality control complex subunit (gene tcf25). Gene Ontology annotation, molecular function: protein binding. The record is from RefSeq and is a predicted model, not a curated record. Gene Ontology annotation, cellular component: RQC complex. Lineage: Eukaryota; Metazoa; Chordata; Actinopteri; Osteoglossiformes; Mormyridae.
GUCACUUCCUUGCGACCUGUCGUCACUUCCUCCAAAGCACCCAAUGAGAUACUUUUUAGCGUACCCUACUGUGUUAUGAUUGUAGGUACUGCAGAACACCACCUUGUCAAUAUCGUCUUGAGCACACUACUACCUGCUUUCUUCUGUGACGAUGUCCAGUCGUGCUCUUCGGAGGCUGCGAGGAAAACAGCGGGGUCAAGAGGCUAUAGAUCCAUGCGAUCUGCGUAUUGAGGACGGGGCUGAAACUCUGGAGUUAGGGGAGCAGGAAGAGGCAUUGGAAGAAGGUGUUCUACAGACGGCAAAGAAUAGCAGUAGGAAAUCUAAGAAAAACAAAGCACAGAAAAAUCUAAUCAACAUAUACGAACUGAUAUGCGACGCAGAGAACGACACGGAGAAAUGUCUGACAGAUGAAGAAACUGGUGCCAGGAUAGAGGAAAAGAGUGACAGUAGGCACAACGAGAAGGAAUGCCCACUAGGGGACACGAGCACGGAAAGGGCAAACACUACUGAAAAGGCAUGCAAGAAGAAGAAGAAAAAGAAGAAGAAAAAAGCAGCCACAGUAGAAGACACACAGCAAGAAGAGGUACCCAGGGAUGAUCUGGAUGCCUUGCUGGAGACUAUUGAUAGCACCAAUGGUCUCUCCCAUCAUACUGGGACGUGUGGAAACUCAGACAGCCGGCCUGUGUUAUAUGUGGAGCACAGGAAUCUGAAUCCAGAAACGGAAUUGAAAAGAUAUUUUGGUGCUCGUGCAGUACUGGGGGACCAAAGGCCGAGGGCAAGACAGAGACAGUUCCACCGCAGCACGUGGAUAACAGUCGCCAAAGACACUUGGCCUCGCUUCAGCAGACCAGGGAUCUCCAUGACUCUUCUGGAGUCAAGGGAUGGCUUGCAGCACUUUGCCUUUGUGCACAACCGAGACUACCAGCAAGUCCAAUUCAAGUUCUUGGAUGCGGUCGAGUCCAUGGACCCUAACAACAUUGUGGCUCUCCUGCAGGUUAACCCCUACCACGUGGACUCCCUGCUGCAGCUCUCUGAUGUUUGCCGCAUUCAGGAGGACCAGGAGAUGGCCAGGGACCUAGUCGAGCGGGCACUCUACAGCUUUGAGUGUGCCUUUCACCCUGUCUUCAGCCUGACGUCAGGAACCAGCAGGUUGGACUACCUGAGGCCUGAGAACAGGGCUUUUUAUCUGGCCUUGUACAAACACAUGAUGUUUCUGGAGAAGAGAGGAUGCCCCAGGACUGCGCUGGAAUACUGCAAGCUGAUUCUGAGCCUGGACUCGGAGAACGACCCGCUCUGCAUGCUGCUGCUGGUGGACUUCCUGUCCCUGCGCUCUCGGGAGCACGCCUUCCUCAUCCGGCUGUUCGAGGAAUGGGAGGGCCACCGCAACCUGUCCCAGCUGCCCAACUUCACUUUCUCAGUGGCCCUGGCCUACUACCAGCAGAGCCUGCAGGAUGACCUGGCUUUGGAGGAGGCCACUGGCAUAAAGCAGAAGGCUGACCAGCUGCUGCAGGACGCCCUCAUUAUGUUCCCUGGGGUGCUGAUGCCCCUCCUCGACCUCUGCUCCGUUCAGCCCGACGCCGCUGUGUCUUCCCACGCCUUCUUUGGACCUAAAAGCCAAUAUAGGCAGCUGCCUGGCCUCAGUGAGCUGGUGUCCCUGUAUGUGGGUCGCUGCCACAGCCUAUGGAAGGAAGCCAGUGUCCUGGUCUGGCUGGAGGGCAAUGUGCAGGAUGUCCUGCAGCGAGUGGACAAGAAAGAUCCCCUGGUGGAGGACUGCGAAAACAAGAGGAAGACAAGGUACCAGAGUACUCCGAGGAGCAUACAUCGCCACGUCAUCCUGUCAGAGAUCAAGGGUGCCUUGGCCACGCUGCCUCUGGAGGUGACCACUCAGCCGCUGAUGGGUUUCGACCCCCUGCCCCCCCUGGAUUCUGUGGUAUCGUACACCAGGCCUGAGAGGCCAAACGUGAGGACUUCUGAGAAUUCUUUGUCACUUUUCUUCCGUUCUCUGUUGCCAAAUUUCAACCUGCAGAGAGGCGCAGGACCUGGGGAUGAACAGGAGGUGGCCCGGGCAGGCAGAGAGCUCAACCAGGAAGUCAACCGGCUGAUGGUGGCCAUGAGGGACAUGCUAGCCAACAUCCAGGUCCUGGAUCCCCCACGGGAAGAUGAGGCAGAGCCAGAGCGGGAUGAAGAGGAGUGGGACUGAGCUGCCGGGGGGGCGGGGGCCGGAUGGUGCUCCGGGAAGGACUGCAGGCAACACAAGUUUAGCUGCACCUCUGCCAUCAACUUUGUUCUUGAAUUUUUAGGGUAAAUGGAUUCACAUCUUAUACAGUCAUACUACCUGUUCCACAAUCUGCUACAACUGUUGUAGGGCUGUAUGAAUGAGAGAAGUCUUGUUCUAUUGUUAGACAACAGAUGAUGAUUGAUUAUGAUGAUGAUAAUGAAACCAUUGAUCUUUAAGUAUCUAUAAAUUAACAUUGUUAAUAAAACUUGUGUUGUUUUCAAGUGCCUUCAAAGGGAGCAGUGAAAAAUGAAGCCCACAAUCUGAUACUGUACUGAAAAUACCUACCCCCCAUUAAAAUUUUGAUCGUUAUAUUAACGGUA